AUGGCGAAAGUUUUGGACGCCGCAGAGGUCGCCAAGCACAACACCGCAGAGAGCUGCUGGGUGAUAUUGUACGGCAAGGUCUAUGAUCCAGAGGCCUGUCUAGGCACGGUGGACGAGAGCACCUUGCCCAAGGACGACAAACCGGCACCGGCACCGGAAAAGGCCACAGGCCCGCCUCCGAUGCAAACCCUCCUCAACCUAGAUGAGAUUGAAGAGGUCGCGACGAAACAAGUCAGCCAGAAAGCGUGGGCCUACUACUACUCAGCAUCGGAUGACAAGGUCUCCAAACGGUUUAACAAUGAAGUUUACCGCUCCAUUCUUCUGCGUCCCCGAGUCUUCGUCGACUGUACGAACUGUGACCUGAGCACAUCGGCGCUAGGUCAUAAGCUGGGGAUGCCAAUCUACGUGUCACCUGCGGCCAUGGCUCGUCUGGGCCACCCCUCCGGCGAGGCAGGUAUCGCCGAGGCCUGUCGCAGCUUCGGUGCUAUGCAGGUCAUCUCCAACAAUGCGUCGAUGACACCGGAGCAGAUUGUCCAGGAUGCGGCGCCGGACCAAGUCUUUGGCUGGCAACUCUACGUCCAAGUCGACCGCAAGAAGAGCGAAGCCAUGUUGGCUCGGAUCAAUAAAUUGAAAGCCAUCAAAUUCAUCGUUCUGACCUUGGACGCUCCGGUACCGGGCAAGCGCGAAGAAGACGAGCGCAACAGUCUGGUUGGUGUCUCACAGCCGGUUUCAAGUGGCGUCAAAGCUGCGGAGCGUGCUGCGGAUGGUACUCCGGAUGUCAACGGUCCCGGCGGCUCCGGGGGAGUCGGUCAGCAGCUUUUUGCUGGCACAGAUCCAUCAUUGACAUGGCAAAAGACACUACCCUGGCUGGCCCAGCACACCAACCUCCCCAUCAUUUUGAAAGGAUUGCAAACGUAUGAAGAUGCGUAUAUUGCAUCUCUCCACGCGCCCCGGGUCAAGGGUAUCAUCCUCUCUAAUCACGGAGGACGCGCACUAGACACUGCGCCACCUGCUGUGCAUACUCUCUUGGAGAUUCGAAAAUACUGCCCCGAAGUGUUCGAUAAGCUGGAAGUGCAUGUUGACGGCGGUAUUCGCCGUGGCACCGACGUGGUGAAGGCAUUGUGCCUCGGAGCCAAGGCGGUUGGAGUUGGGCGGGCAGCGCUCUGGGGGCUGGCUGCCGGUGGUCCCGAUGGAGUCCGAAGGACUUUGCAAAUACUUGCGGACGAAACCAAAACGUGCAUGCGCCUGCUCGGCGUGCAAACUGUCGAUGCCCUUGGCCCUCAACAUAUCAACACCCGCAUGGUUGAGCAACAGAUUUACGACGGACCGUCCGCUCUCGACUCGCUACGACGCACCUUCCGGGCGAAGCUUUGA
Molecule: messenger RNA, 1374 nt
Organism: Penicillium diatomitis
Lineage: Eukaryota; Fungi; Ascomycota; Eurotiomycetes; Eurotiales; Aspergillaceae
Exons: 5
Coding region: 1-1374 (457 amino acids)
Molecular function (GO): FMN binding; oxidoreductase activity
Source: RefSeq, a predicted model, not a curated record